This is a messenger RNA of Thermothelomyces thermophilus ATCC 42464, 5184 nucleotides long. RefSeq names its product CDH1-like protein. Gene Ontology annotation, biological process: nucleosome organization; regulation of transcription by RNA polymerase II. The transcript is spliced from 5 exons. Gene Ontology annotation, cellular component: chromatin; nucleus. The coding region runs from base 35 to 5047 and encodes 1670 amino acids. The record is from RefSeq and is a predicted model, not a curated record. Gene Ontology annotation, molecular function: histone binding; chromatin binding; ATP hydrolysis activity. Lineage: Eukaryota; Fungi; Ascomycota; Sordariomycetes; Sordariales; Chaetomiaceae.
UGUGUAGCAGGUAGCUUGCGCUCCCCAGAUCGUCAUGUCAACAUCCCCAGACCCUGGUCCGGUGAAUGGACACACCUCCCCAUCGCCGGACGAACAUAGCACACACGUAGCGGACGCCGCCCAAAGCAAUAGUCAUCUGUCAGACACACAGCCUUCUGGUGUCGGUGGCGCAUCUCCCGACUCUGCCGAUGAUGCCGGCUCCGCGGAUGAUGAGCCGGAGUUCGCCCCAGAUGAGCAAGACGACGCGUCCCACUCGAGCGAACAUGAUGCCCCGGACGAUGCAGAUUUCAACGAGGAAGACAGCCCUGCCUCUGCUCAGAGUAACGACGCGUCUGAUCGACCCGUGUCGGCCUCGACCGCCCCAAAACGGAAAGCGGCCCAUAUAUUAGACGACGAAUACAUUCGGGAAAACCCAGAGUUGUAUGGCUUGAGACGUAGUUCGCGUCCUUCGCAACGCCGCAAGGUGGUGGAGUCGGACGGUGAUGAAGAUGAAUCAGACUCUGAUGUUACUCCGGCCCGCCGAAAGUCGUCGAAUAAGCGUCGCCGCCUCGAGCGCUCUCAGCCCACUUCCAAGCGAGGCACACCAGCCCGUCAACCAUCCGUCGACGAUUCGGACUCCGAUACGUACGGUGGCGCCAAGGCCCGCAGCUUCCGGAAAAAGGUUCGGCGGCAACAAGAGUUACAGCCUACACUGGCGUUGGCUGAGAAGCGGUGGUCGAACCGUCGGGCGGCCCAGGUCUCAGCCGGCGCCUAUCAAGAAAGCGACGUGGAUGACGAGGAAGAAGACGAGGUUACUCCCGGUUACUGGGCCGCCGAUUUGGAGGAUAACUCGCCGUACAUUGAGAAGAUUCUGCGCCAUCGCCCCAAGGAAGGCGUCGAACUCUCACCCGAGUCCACGCGCCAUGACUUCGAAUACUACAUUAAGUGGCAGGGCAAGUCACAUCUCCACAACACCUGGGAGACAACCGAAUCCGUCGCAGGGUUCCGCGGAUUUCGCCGGCUCGAGAACUACUUCAAGAAGACGGUAGAGUACGAGCUAGACCUGAAGUUUGGUGGUGAUGAAAUCAGCCCCGAGCAACGCGAGCAAUGGCUGCUCGAUCGAGAGCGGGAAGAGGAAGCUUUGGAUGACUACACCAAAGUCGAACGCAUCGUCUCCGUUCGCGAUGGUGAGAAUGGCAUGGAAUAUUUUGUCAAGUGGAAGGGGCUCCAGUAUGACGACUGCACAUGGGAGGAUGCUGCCCUAAUCAGCAGCCAUGCCCAGGACAAAAUCGAUCAGUUCUUGGACCGGUCGACCCGUUCCUGGCAGUCUGAUCGGAAGCAAGCAAAUCUCGACACUCGCUCGAGGAUGACGAAGUUGGAGAAACAACCACCUUACAUCAAAGGUGGCGAGCUCCGUGAAUUCCAAUUGAAGGGCCUCAAUUUCCUUGCACUCAACUGGACGCGCGGAAACAAUGUCAUCUUGGCUGACGAGAUGGGCCUCGGCAAGACGGUCCAAACUGUCUCCUUCCUCAGCUGGCUCCGCAACGAUCGUGGUCAGGAGGGGCCUUUCCUUGUCGUCGCACCCCUCAGUGUUAUUCCCGCAUGGUGUGAUACUUUCAACAACUGGGCUCCGGAUCUCAACUACGUUGUCUAUCUCGGACCCGAGGCGGCUCGCGCCAACAUUAGGGAGUAUGAGCUCUUCAUUGACGGGAACCCGAAGAAGACCAAGUUCAAUGUUCUGGUCACCUCUUACGACUAUAUUCUCGCCGAUGCGGAGACUCUCAAAGGCAUCAAGUGGCAGGUUCUCGCUGUUGAUGAAGCCCAUCGUCUGAAGAACCGCGAGUCUCAGUUGUAUUACAAGCUCAACAGCUUCGGGAUUCCCUGCAGGGUUCUCAUCACUGGCACGCCAAUCCAGAAUAAUCUUGCCGAGUUGUCAGCACUUCUAGACUUCCUCAACCCAGGGAAAGUUCUGAUUGACGAGGAGCUCGAGUUGCUCUCGAGUGCCGAUAACAAGGAUGCCACGGACGAGGAACAAAAUGAAGCCAGGCGAUUGAAGACCCAGGAGAAGCUUCGGGAGUUGCACAGCGCCAUUGCCCCCUUCAUUUUGCGCAGAACAAAGGAGACUGUCGAGUCAGACCUACCACCCAAGACUGAAAAGAUCAUCCGUGUCGAACUCUCAGAUGUCCAAUUGGAGUACUACAAGAACAUCCUCACUCGGAAUUAUGCCGCCCUUCGCGAUGCCAGCAACGGCCACAAGCAAUCGCUGCUCAAUAUCAUGAUGGAGCUGAAGAAGGUCAGCAACCACCCGUACAUGUUUCAGGGCGCCGAAGAGCGUGUACUGGCUGGGAGCACUCGUCGGGAAGACCAAAUCAAGGGUCUGAUCACAAGUAGCGGCAAAAUGAUGCUGCUGGACCAGCUUCUCGCCAAGCUCAAAAAGGACGGCCAUCGUGUUUUGAUCUUCAGUCAGAUGGUUAAGAUGCUGGACAUCUUGGGUGAUUAUCUUCGUGUUCGCGGUUACCAAUUUCAGCGAUUGGACGGCACGAUCCCUGCUGGCCCUCGUCGUAUGGCCAUCAACCAUUUCAACGCCGAGGAUAGCGAAGAUUUCUGUUUCCUGCUCUCCACAAGAGCUGGCGGCCUCGGUAUCAAUCUGAUGACUGCGGACACCGUCAUCAUCUACGACUCUGAUUGGAAUCCUCAGGCCGAUUUGCAGGCAAUGGCACGGGCUCACCGUAUUGGACAGAAAAAGCCUGUUAGCGUGUAUCGGCUUGUUGCUAAGCAGACCAUUGAGGAAGAAGUUGUCAACCGGGCGCGUAAUAAGCUUUUCCUCGAGUACCUCACCAUACAGGCCGGUGUCACGGACGAUGGCAAGGCCCUCCGCGAGCAGUUCAAGGAGAAGGGUCUGAAGAUCGACGAGGCAAAGACUGCCGAGGAUAUUUCGAUGAUUCUCAAGAUGCGUUCUCAAAACUUGUUUGAGCAGUCGAGCAACCAGGAGAAGCUCGAGCAGCUGGACAUCGACGCGAUUCUUGAGAAUGCCGAGGUGACGAAGACCGAUAUCGAUGACAAGAUCAACCUCAGCAGCGGCGGUAUCGAUUGGGACAACUGGAUGCAAGUAACGGAUGUCAAGUUCGACCAUAUGAAUCUCGACUGGGAUCAGAUCAUUCCUGCCGAAGAACUUGCGGCCGUCAAGGCUGAAGAGGAGAAGAAGAAGCACGAGGAGUAUCUGGCCAAGGCUAUGGAAGAGAGCGCUCCCCGCAAGGCUGCGCUGAAGGGUUCCAAGAAGAACGCCGAGUCAGACCGCGCUGAUCGCCUUGCGAAGAAGAGGCAACGCGAGAAACAGGAGCUGGAGGAGCUGGAGGAGCAAAGGGCAUUGCUCUCAGAUCCACGCCGUCCUCUUAACGAGAAGGAAACGCGCAAUUUGAUUCGCGCCUUCUUCCGUUACGGCUUCUUCGAGGACCGGGAAGACGAAAUUGUUCACGACGCCCGCCUAAGCGACCGGGACCACGAUUUCCUCAAGUCGAUCAUCGACGAUCUUGUCGCUGUGAGCAAACAAGCGGUGGAGGCCAAUAACGAGAGACUGCGCGAAGAAGAGGAGAGGGCAGGCAAACCUCUCGCGAAAAAGGACAAAAAGGCCGUGCUGGUUGAUUUUGGCGAGGUUCGCAAAGUCAAUGCGGAAACCGUUGUUGAACGACCACCCCAGCUUAGGCUCCUACGCCGUGUGCUCGCCGAGCAUGGCGACGUCUUGUCAUUCAGACUACCAGAUGCCAGUAAAGCAGCGCAAUAUACCUGCGAAUGGGGCGCGCGCGAAGAUGGCAUGCUGCUUGUCGGUAUCAACAAGUACGGGUUUGGGGCCUGGACACAGAUCAGGGAUGAUCCUGAGCUGCAGAUGCAUGACAAGUUCUUCUUGGAAGAGCACCGUGUUGACAAAAAGGAGGAACGCCGGAGGGCUGAUGACAAGGGGAUACAGUCUCCCGGGGCGGUUCAUCUUGUCCGACGGUCCGAGUACCUCUUGUCAGUCCUGAUGGCCAAGUACUCAGAUGAUGCCAACGCGAAGAAGGCGGUGGAAAACCACCACCGGAGCAAGAAGCUGUUGACAAACGGGAUCCGCCGCGGGGACACCGGUUCGGUCUCGGCGUCUCCGGCUCCGCCCAUGUCCAAGAAGCCGAGUCAACACCGUGACCGUGAUCAUCACCGGUCCUAUAGCAACGCUAACGACCGCAGCACGCCUCGGCCUGACAAGCGCAAAUACAACGACGAUUACGAUGAUCGCGGCCCUAAACACCGAAGACUCGAGGCUGAGGGUAGGCAAGAGAAGAAGCCCAAGGACAAGGAGCGACCGAAAAUGGACCCGGAGACUAUGGAGAGAUACAAGCGCGAUCGCCAAAGAGCAGUUGAACGCUUCCAUGAGCUGUCAAAGUUGCGUGACGACGAGAUUGACAGCUCUGACAACACGCAACUGGUGUGGUCAGUUCUCCGGCCUCUCAAGGCGAACAUGGAGCGCAUCAUGUACUCCAAGGAGAGGUUUCCGGCUGCAAAGGAACGGGCCAAGAUCCUUGGCGAGGAGAUCCGCACGUUCGGAAGCUUUCUCCAGAACCUGCGAGCGGAGAAUGGGGCCGACCUUGACAGUUUGGAACCCCAGUUCUGGGAGUUCCUCUCCUCGAUCUGGCCCAUUGGCGAGGUGAAGGUCUCUGGCAAGCGACUUCAGAGGAUGUUUGGAGACCUCAUCGAAAAGGAUAAAGAAAAGGAGAGGUUGAAGCGAGAGGAGGAGCGAGCCAACGAGCUCAAGCGUGCGAGAAACCCAGACUUGGAGGAUGGCGAAAUUGCGAGCGAUCGAGAAGAACGCCGCCCCCGGGACCCUUACCGCGAUGACCGGCGUGAAGAGCGCCGGGAAGAGAGGCGCGAUGAGAGGAGGGACGACCGAAGAGAGGAGCCUCGGCGUCGCAAUUACUAUGAGGACGGUGACCGCCUCAACUUUUACCGCCACCGUCGGCCAGAGAACAACAGGAAUGUUCCUCUCCGACACCCGUCGUGGCAAAGCCGGAGCCCACCAGCCCGCCAUAGCCCUUAUUAGGGCAACCCAUCAGACCUAACUAUCCUCAUGGCCUUUUCAACCAACGAUGGCAUUAUCGUUUUCCAUUCAACUUGGCCUCCCUACUAUGACCUUACACAUCAUGCAUCGUCAUUGGCGUCACGGAUAUGAGAGAAAGG